Messenger RNA from Penicillium cataractarum, 813 nucleotides. RefSeq lists its product as uncharacterized. Lineage: Eukaryota; Fungi; Ascomycota; Eurotiomycetes; Eurotiales; Aspergillaceae. Bases 1 to 813 code for a protein of 270 amino acids. The record is from RefSeq and is a predicted model, not a curated record. The transcript has 2 exons.
AUGCCGCAACUCUUCCCCUCCAACCCGUCGGCCACGAUGGUGAUUCGCGAUGUCACACCUAAUAUUGUCACUAUGAGCCUUCCAUUCGCGCGCUUUGGCAUCUGGCGUUUUGGCGGCCGAGGAACACUAGUCAAGCUCUCCACGGGCUCUCUCGCCAUCUUCUCCCCCGUCAGCCUCACCCCCGAAGUACGCGCCAAAGUCGACUCUCUCGGCGGAAACGUCAAGUACAUCGCCGCCCCCGAUCUCGAACACCACCUACAUAUCGGCCCGUGGAGGGAGGCAUUCCCGCAAGCAUCGAUUCUCGCGCCAGAGGGUCUCUACGAGAAGCGCCAGGCGAGCAAGGAGUACAAUGACUCUCCAUUCGAACACGUCUUCAAGAAGAACGAGCCGCAGCCGAUAUCAGAGGAAUUCGACGCCGAGUUUGAAACCGAGUACGUGUAUGGGCAUUCGUCACGCGAACUGGUCUUCUUGCAUCGCCCGUCGCGUACGGUCAUCGAGGCUGAUCUACUCUUCAAUUUGCCCUCCCAUGAGCAGUACUCUCGCACCGAGGAUAAGAAUCCGCUUAAUUCUUGGACCAAGAUGGUGCUUCCGAUGCUGUCAACCAAAGGUUCUGCGACGGCACAACGGCGAUUCGCGUGGCAUGUUCUCUCUGCUAAGGAUCGCCCGGCGUUCACAGAGUCGAUGAAGCGUAUCGAUGGGUGGGAUUUUGAUCGGUUGAUUCCGUGUCAUGGAGAUGUCAUUGAGACGGGAGCCAAAGGGGUGUUUCAGAACGUGAUGGCGUGGUUCCUGCAAGAUGGGACGAAGCCUUCCUGA